AUGAAAAAGUUCAGUAGACCAACUUAUAUCGUGAUUUUUUUCCUACUCGUGUCAUUCACGAUAUAUUAUGGGUAUCAACAAGACAAAUAUACAAUUUCUGAUAUUUCCAAAUAUUUAGAAACAUUAGAUACAUCAGACGGUAAAGGUGCCAAUGGACCAUCAAAUGAAGGAACCAAAUCAGGAAAAUUGACUGAUAAUAAUGAUCCUGCUUUAAUUGAGAAACAUAAGAUUGAAAAUCAAGUUAAUGAAUUAUUAAAGAAGAAACUUGAAAGUGAAUUACAAUAUGAAAGAGAACAAUUAGAUGCUGAGGUUAAAAAAUAUAAUGAAGAGUCUAGACAGCUUAGAAGAGAGCAAAAAAGUUAUGAAAGAAAGAAACAAAAAUUAUUAGAUGAUGCUCAAAAACCUGUUGAAGUUAAUAUAAGAGAACGUAAUUCUGAAAAUCCAUCAUUUGUUCAAAAAACUUAUACUUUUAAAACAAAUAACAAGGAAAACCCCAAUGAUAACAUCGAUGGUGAAAAAAAUGAUCUUGUUAUUUUAUCUGCAGUCACUCAACAAAUUGAUUCAAAAGAUGGGAAAUUUAACAAUUUCUUAGCAUUAUUAGAAGGUUUAGAUUAUCCAAAUUCUAAAACUUCUUUAUCAAUCUUGUUAAGUUCAAAAGAUGAAUUUAAAAAAUUUGAUGAAUAUGUUGCUAAAAUUUUUAAAGAAAUUGAAAAUACAAAAGAUUUAGAAUCUUUGAAAAACUCAUUUUCUAAAAUUACUUUAAUGAAUGCACAAUUUAUUGAAGAUGAAUUUAAAAUUGAUAGAGCUAAUAGACAAAAACCAGAAGCUCAAAAACAACGUCGUAAACUACUUGCACGUUUAAGAAAUUUCCUAGUCUUUAAUGGUAUAGGUGCAGAAAUUUAUUCAUUAUCAGUAGAUUCUGAUAUGAUUGAAUUACCAAAAGAUUUGAUCACAACAUUUAUUGAAUCUGGUAAAGAUAUCGUUACAAUUAGAGUUGAUAUGAAAAACAGUGCAGGUCAUGUUGUUCAUAAAGAUUUUGAUUUAAAUUCUUGGGCUGGUGAUAGAAAAACACCAACUCCUGAACAAGAUGCAGAUCCAAAUUUAUUUUUCGAACCAGGUCCUGGACCAAAUAAAAUUCAAUUUUCUGAUAUUCAUAAAAAUCCAUCAAAAUAUGGAUUGAAAAGAUCAGAUAAAAAAUCACUAUUUGAAUUAAAUUCUGUUGGUGGUGCUGUAUUAUUUGUUAAAACUGAAAUCUUUAAACAAGGUAUAAUGUUCCCACCUUAUUAUGCAGUGGGGACAAAAUGGGAUAGAGAAGAUGGAUUUGAUGGUAUUGAAACAGAAGGGCUUUGUUAUCAAGCGAAAUCAAUUGGAUAUAGUUGUUGGGGGCUCCCAUUUGUAGUGGGGUAUCAUGAAGCUAGUUAG
Molecule: messenger RNA, 1422 nt
Organism: Hansenula ciferrii
Lineage: Eukaryota; Fungi; Ascomycota; Saccharomycetes; Phaffomycetales; Wickerhamomycetaceae
Product: Mannan polymerase II complex ANP1 subunit
Exons: 1
Coding region: 1-1422 (473 amino acids)
Biological process (GO): cell wall mannoprotein biosynthetic process; protein N-linked glycosylation
Cellular component (GO): mannan polymerase complex
Molecular function (GO): alpha-1,6-mannosyltransferase activity
Source: RefSeq, a predicted model, not a curated record